GCGGCCUCCGAGCUGACGUCCCUGGUGUACGAGGCGCAGUCCUCGCGCGUGGCGGUGGGGCCAGGACGGGGUUUGGCGCUGCUCCUCGCCUGCCUCGCCAGCGCCGCCUGCUGGGCCGCGGCAAGCCACGCGCGCGCCGCCCUCGCCGCCGGCAGCGAUCUCCGGGGGCACGAGCGCCC
Messenger RNA from Prorocentrum cordatum, 179 nucleotides. The record is from the annotation of a GenBank genome assembly. Lineage: Eukaryota; Dinophyceae; Prorocentrales; Prorocentraceae.